AUAAAUUAAAAUGACACGAACAAUAGAAACUGAUUAAAAUUAUUAAUGCAAUUCGUUAAUUACUGAGAAGCCGAUAAAUAUUUAAACAAAAUCAAUAACAAAAGUUCUGUCAACAGUAGUUAUUUAAAUGAUCAGCUGACGUUUGCCGUUUAAAUAUUAACCAGCCAUCUUCAGACGGUUUAAUUAACUAACCUAUGUUUUUUAUAUGUAUAGUAUGCUGUGUGUUGUAAUUACAGUCGAGUUCAUGUGUACUGUUACAAAAACAACUUUUUAUUUAUUAAUUUAAACAAUUAUUACCGUUUGUGUCUUAAAAAUUUAUUUAUUUUUUGAUAAAUAAUAAAAAUGGGAAAAUCUAAAACUGGAAAAACAGCCGCUGUGUUUACAUUAGUGGGAUUUAUAUUUAUAAUUAUUGCUUUCACCACACCCUAUUGGCUGCAAACUGAUGGAAAAUUAAACAAUCCAAAAUUUCAUAAUUUAGGAUUAUGGCAAGUUUGUUUCAAAAAUUUUGAAGAAACAAAUCAUUUAUACGACACAAAGUUCUCAGGAUGCUGGUGGGUCUUCGAGGAAGAGUACUACAUAAUCCACAAGAUAUUACUUCCUGGAUUUUUCGUGACCACUCAAUUUUUCUUCACCCUGAGUUUCACACUGAUGCUCGUGGGGUCGUUUCUAACGGCUCUGUACAUGUGUUGCUCGAGACAGCAUGACAAGUACCAGCACCUGCUCUGGGCAGUGGGCGCCAACCUCGCUUUGUCGGGUUUCUGCGGGAUAAUAGCGGUGAUAAUAUUCGGAAUGUACGGCGACGGUAGGGACUGGAUGCCUAACUGGGAGCACAAUGACAUCGGGUGGUCCUUUGCACUAGGAGUUGUAGGCAGCUUCGCCAGCUUGGCUGCUGGAGUUUUGUUCCUUAUCGAGGGCAGACGUCACCGGAAGCGAAUUGAAAAAAUUUUGCUCGACGAGCCCAGGUCACAUCACACUAAUAUUUAGUUCAAUUGAGUGUUUAGCAGUAUGAUAUAUUUAUAAUUAUCUUCAGUAUCAUUAAUUCUAAGGAAUCUCGACGUCGUGACACGUCAUUCAUCGAGACUCGUCAUUAUGAUUAAUACUAAUCCGUCCAUUAUGUCUUCAAUUUUUUAAAUUAAAUAUAUUGAAAUGUUUUAAGU
This is a messenger RNA of Cotesia glomerata, 1157 nucleotides long. RefSeq names its product transmembrane protein 182 (gene kune). Gene Ontology annotation, cellular component: septate junction; membrane. Bases 343 to 984 code for a protein of 213 amino acids. The transcript is spliced from 2 exons. The record is from RefSeq and is a predicted model, not a curated record. Gene Ontology annotation, biological process: septate junction assembly; regulation of tube size, open tracheal system. Lineage: Eukaryota; Metazoa; Arthropoda; Insecta; Hymenoptera; Braconidae.